This is a messenger RNA of Nerophis ophidion (straightnose pipefish), 3177 nucleotides long. RefSeq names its product prolyl hydroxylase EGLN3-like. Lineage: Eukaryota; Metazoa; Chordata; Actinopteri; Syngnathiformes; Syngnathidae. The transcript is spliced from 5 exons. Bases 2112 to 2810 code for a protein of 232 amino acids. Gene Ontology annotation, molecular function: peptidyl-proline 4-dioxygenase activity; ferrous iron binding; L-ascorbic acid binding. The record is from RefSeq and is a predicted model, not a curated record. Gene Ontology annotation, biological process: peptidyl-proline hydroxylation to 4-hydroxy-L-proline; cellular response to hypoxia. Gene Ontology annotation, cellular component: cytoplasm; nucleus.
UAAACUCAGUUUUUCAUGGCAAACACACAAAUAAAGCAAUAUCCCCCCCAAAAUAUUUGAAAGUCAAAUAUUUGAUGUGAAUACAUUUAAGCUUAAAAUAGGUCAAUAUUUCAUAAUGUGGAUUUUGAUUCAUUAUUAUUUUUGGAGCAAUGACAGCAUAAACAAACAUACAAAAAUAACUCUGUAGACAAACGUCAGGUCCGCCGUCUAUAUCGGGUUUUUUAGGCAUGCACCCUUUAAGUCUAAACCUAGUUUUUCAUGGCAAACACAAAAAAGCAACAUUUGCCCCCAAAAUAUUUCAAAGUAAAAUAUUUGAUGUGAAUAAAUUUGAGCAUUAAAUUGGUCAGUAAUUCAUAACAUUGAUUUUGAUUCAUUAAUAUUUUUGGAGCAACGACAGCAUAAACAUACAAAAAUAAUGGGGAUCCAAAACACUUAAAAGUGUUUAAAAAAAAGUUAUAUAUUAUUUAAAAGUCCCACUUAAAAUAUUGGGGAUCCAAAAGGGUCCUUCUCAUUAAAAUGUUAAAAACCAAGCAUACAUUUUGAUUUAUACCGCAACACUUAAAUCUCUGGACGAAUGUCAGGUCUGUGCAUAUUGUAUUUUUUUUGGCAUGCACCCUUUAUGUCUAAACCCAGUUUUUCAUGGCAAACACACAAAAGCAACAUUUGCCCCCAAAAUAUUUCGAAGUACCACAUUUUAUGUGAAUACAUUGGAGCAUUAAAUUGGUCAAUGAUUCAUAACAUGGAUAUUGAUGUAUUAUUAUUUUUGGAGCAAUGACAGCAUAAACAAACAUACAAAAAUAACGGGUAUCCAAAAUGUUAAAAAUCAGGCAUGCAUUUUAAUUUUUACUGCAACACUUAAAUCUCUGGACAAAUGUCAGGUCUGUCUAUAUCGUGUUUUUUUUUGGCAUGCACCCUUUAUGUCUAAACCCAGUUUUUCAUGGCAAAUACACAAAAGCAACAUUUGCCCCCAAAAUAUUUCAAAGUACCACAUUUUAUGUGAAUACAUUGGAGCAUUAAAUUGGUCAACGAUUCAUAACAUGGAUAUUGAUGUAUUAUUAUUUUUGGAGCAAUGACAGCAUAAACAAACAUACAAAAAUAACGGGGAUCCAAAAUGUUAAAAAUCAGGCAUGCAUUUUAAUUUUUACUGCAACACUUAAAUCUCUGGACAAAUGUCAGGUCUGUCUAUAUCGUGUUUUUUUUUGGCAUGCACCCUUUAUGUCUAAACCCAGCAUACACAUACAACAAUAAUAGCGAUCCAAAACACUCUUAAAAGUGUUUAAAACAAAGUCUUAUCUGAUUUAAAAGUCCUACUUAUUGUUGAAAUAAGUCAUUUUUAAACUUUUUUUUUUUGAAACUCUAUUUUUAGAAUGUGCCACAAACCGUUAACAAAUUAGGGCUGUAAAGAUACGAACAUGUCCUGUCGCUGCCGUAAAUAAUCACGGUUAUUAUUAUCGUGCUGAAAAAGUACACACUAAAGUCCUGAGGCCAGGUUAUUUUUCGACAUAAAAUAACUCCAUAAAUAUUUAGCUUGUUUUGUGUUUCUGAUGUGUUUAAAUUGCUAAUUGCUAGGUGUUGUUUCUGGCGUCCUACUCUGCCUGGCGGUCCUUGAACGCACCGCGCAGAACGCACGUGAGCUACAUGCGCCUCGCGCCGCCCUCAAUGGCGGCGGGCACGCCUGGUGACGUCACCCCCGCGUUAAGUGGUGACGUCACGAACAAGUUUUACAUUUUUAUUAAAAAAAAAACUAAAACAAGAAUUCACACACUUAGCAUACAUUGCUUUCAAAAUAAAAGCUCGCGCUCGCAGAGGUCCGGGUAACCCGUGGUUACGGUGGUAUUUUUUAAGAAUAAAUAUUAAUAUUAAUGGUUUAAUAUUAAUAUUUAAUUCAACAUUGUAUUCAUUCUCGCUGUUUUGAUACUGCAACGCGACAGACGCGUGCCCAAUGUUGUAAUGGUGUUUUAUUGUGAAAGGCUCAAGCGGAAGUGGUGUGGAGUAUAUGAGCCGGAGGACUCUCCAGGCUGCCUCAAAGUGGUCCACGGACUCACCGGGACUUGCCCUCGCCUUCUAAAACUUGUCCCGUUUCUAAGGAAAAAGUGCUCCCAGUGUCCCACAUGCCGCUGCUAGACGUCGUGCCGGACUUGGAGCGCCUGGCCGCCGACCGCGUGGUCCCGGCGCUGCUGGAGCGGGGCUUCUGCUGCGUGGACGGUCUCCUCGGGGAGCGGGCCGGCGACGCCGUGCUGGAGCAGGUCAAGGACUUGCACCGGAGCGGGGCCAUGGACGACGGCCGCCUGGCGGCCACCGGACCCGCCGCCCCGCCCGCGGGCGUCCGGGGGGACAAGAUCGCGUGGGUCAGCGGCGCCGAGCGGGAAUGUGACGCCAUCAACGCCCUCCUCAAGAGGCUCGACCACGUGAUCACGGUGUGCGCGCGCAGCCUGGUCGGACGGUCCAUAACGGAGCGAUCUAAGGCCAUGGCGGCGUGUUACCCAGGCAAGGGUGCGGGCUACGUGCGACACGUGGACAACCCCAACAGUGACGGGCGCUGCAUCACCUGCAUUUACUACCUCAACAAGAACUGGAAGUCCCAGGAAGACGGCGGCGUCCUGCGCAUCUUUCCAGACGGGCAGUCGUGCGCGGUGGACAUCGAGCCCCACUUUGACCGCCUGCUGGUCUUCUGGUCGGACCGCAGGAACCCUCAUCAGGUGUUGCCUUCCUACGCCGCCAGGUACGCCGUCACCGUUUGGUACUUUGACUCCCACGAGCGAGCCCAGGCCAGGAGACGACUCGCCCCCCCCGCUGUGCGCAGCAGCUGAUUGGAGACACUCCCCCCAGUGGCAGUUACAGAGAACUGCAGCGAGACAGAACAAGUCAGCCUUUGACGUUGGAGGCGUGGCUUAACCCCGUGCUGUCGUCUGAUUGGCUGGCUGCUGCACGAUGCACCCCGCCCCCAUCCUUCUGCACGUUGACCUUUGACCUACGGAGAGCCAGGAGGGUCCAGGUGUGGGGGGUCACGGUGGUCAUGUGACUCCUGGGCUGUUGUAGAGGUUUGUGCAGCCCUUUGAGACAUUAGUGAUUUAAGGCUAUAUAAGUGAACAUUGAUUGAUUGAUGAUGUCAUGGCCCCGCCCACUGCUGCCUUGUUGCAUGGAAGAUGGUCAUUAAAAUAUUAUAUCAAUCACUAA